Messenger RNA from Manacus vitellinus (golden-collared manakin), 1761 nucleotides. RefSeq names its product neuropeptide Y receptor Y1 (gene NPY1R). Gene Ontology annotation, cellular component: plasma membrane; neuron projection. Gene Ontology annotation, biological process: G protein-coupled receptor signaling pathway. The transcript is spliced from 2 exons. The coding region runs from base 28 to 1185 and encodes 385 amino acids. The record is from RefSeq and is a predicted model, not a curated record. Lineage: Eukaryota; Metazoa; Chordata; Aves; Passeriformes; Pipridae. Gene Ontology annotation, molecular function: neuropeptide Y receptor activity; neuropeptide binding.
GAAGGGCGGCAUCGAGUUGGAAACAACAUGAAUACCUCGGUCCUCGCCCUACUGGGAAAUAUUUCCGGUCACCUGAAUUUUUCGGAGACGAACUCGCAGAUCUUGCAGUUUGAGGACGAGGAUUGCCGUGUGCCUUUGGCCAUGGUCUUCACUCUGGCCUUGGCUUAUGGGACUGUGAUAAUUCUGGGAGUCUCUGGGAAUCUGGCUUUGAUUGUCAUUAUUUUAAAACAAAAGGAGAUGCGCAAUGUUACCAACAUCCUCAUUGUCAAUCUAUCCUUUUCUGACCUCCUGGUGACCAUCAUGUGUCUUCCAUUUACCUUUGUGUAUACUUUAAUGGACCACUGGAUUUUUGGGGAGGCCAUGUGCAAACUGAACCCUUUUGUGCAAUGUGCCUCCAUCACCGUCUCAGUCUUUUCUUUAGUCCUCAUUGCUAUUGAGCGCCAUCAGCUGAUCAUCAAUCCCCGUGGCUGGAGGCCGAACAACAAACAUGCUUACAUGGGGAUUGCUGCCAUAUGGAUUUUAGCCACAGCUUCCUCUUUGCCUUUCCUGAUCUACCACGUGUUAACAGAUGAGCCCUUUAGAAAUGUAACAUUUGAUGAAUAUAAAGACAAAUAUGUGUGCUUGGACCUGUUCCCCUUGGACACUGCCAGGCUUUCUUAUACUACAACACUUUUGGUGAUUCAGUACUUUGGACCACUCUGUUUUAUAUUUAUUUGCUACUUGAAGAUAUACAUACGGUUGAAAAAAAGGAACAACAUGAUGGACAAGAUGAGAGACAGUAAGUACAGAUCCUCUGAAACCAAAAGGAUCAACAUCAUGCUGAUCUCAAUAGUGGUCGCAUUUGCAGUUUGCUGGCUGCCUCUCACCAUCUUCAAUAUCGUGUUUGAUUGGAAUCAUGAAAUUCUGCCUGUUGCUACCUGCAGCCACAACCUGUUGUUCCUGAUUUGCCACCUCACUGCCAUGAUUUCUACCUGUGUGAAUCCCAUCUUCUACGGGUUUCUCAAUAAGAACUUCCAAAGGGACCUGCAGUUUUUAUUUCAUUUUUGUCAUUUCCACUCCCGUGAGGAGGAUUAUGAGACUAUAGCCAUGUCCACCAUGCACACAGAUGUUUCAAAAACCUCUUUGAAACAGGCAAGCCCAGUCACAUUUAAAAAAAUAAAUAGUGAUGAUGAUGAAAAAAUAUAAAGGAGUAAUAAAAAUUCCAUACCAAACUGCUUGAAGUGUGAUUGCAGGUGAAAUGUGUCCAAGGACAAGUGAAAUUACAUAACAAGUACAAAAUGAGUAAUGUUUUUCUUCCUUUUCCAAGGAACUUUGAUUGUUGUCACUUUGAAAUUAUACGCUGUGCAUUUUUGCCCCUUUUAGUGCUUUAAUGUUCACAGAAAUUGUAUCUGAAUUUUAUUAUAAGACAGAGUUAGACCUGCUACUACCUAUGGUUUUCAUCUACUGUCUUUUGUUCUGUUCUCUUUGUACAGCUAUGUGCUUUAGCAGAAAGGUUUAUUUAUUGAUUAUAUUUUUUCAAAGAAGUAGUUUUCAGGAGUGUCUAUCUAAGACCAUUAGAAACAACAUGAACCACAGGGACACUGUCACUACAGAGGACACCCACCAAAGAAUAAAAUGAGGAAAUUCUGAUUUGAAGAGUAGUUUCUUUCUUUUUUAAUUCAGCUUUUGAUUGAUGUUAAAAUCCUCUAAAAUCAGUGUAGGCAUGCAAAAAAAAGGAUUCUGUGAGACCUGUAGAAUAUGUUUAAAUGGUGACGUACAGUU